This is a messenger RNA of Paramecium sonneborni, 897 nucleotides long. The record is from the annotation of a GenBank genome assembly. NCBI's taxonomy places the organism in Eukaryota, Ciliophora, Oligohymenophorea, Peniculida, Parameciidae.
AUAAUUUUCUUAGAGAUGGAGUUUGUGUUAAAUUUGAUACAUUAAUCAUAGACAAUACCUUUUAGAUAAGGAGUAAAGUUUAACAACUACAAUGUUGUUUGCAUGUAAGAAAAUAGAUGAGACAUAGCAUUUCUGUUUGUGCAUACAUAUUGGCAUUAUUAAUAAAUGGUACAAUAGGAGUAAAGACAGCAAGAUCUACAAGUGAGAGUUAUAAAUUAGUGGUGACACCUCCUCCUUGGGCAUUUUCAAUAUGGGGAGUGAUUUUUAGUAAUAAUUUAUUAUGAAUUUAAAUAGGUACAACAUUGGUAGCAUUAUUAUGGAGUAUUCAUUCUGUAAGUUGGAGUUUAGAGACACAUUUAUAUUUCUGGUUGUACUGUUUUACAAUUUCAGUUUGGAUAUUACUUUGGGCAAUAGUUAGCAAAAUAACAAUAAUUUUGUGUAAAGUAGUGCUAAUUUUAUUAACAAUUGUAUAAAUAAUUAGAAAAUAAUUAAGAAUAUAUAUAUGUUAUGGAAGAGUACAUUAGUAAUAGAGAAUGAUGAUUGGUCAAUAUAUUUAAUGAGAGGAGCAAUAGCAUUUUAAUUAGGUUGGACUUCUAGUGCCUAAUGUUUGAAUUUCUGUAUAUGUAUGGUACAUGUGUUUGGAGUGACUUAAGAUAUGAUAUCAAAAUUAGUUUGGGUUUGUAUAGUGAUAGCUCAUACAAUAUAUUUAAGUUUAGCAUAUUUUCAUUCAAAAUAAUGUAAAUUUGAGAAUAAUUUUAGAUAACAAAAAUAUGUUAGUAAAUUUUGGAGGUUAUUUGUUAAGUAUGACUUGGGCAAUAGUUGGAGUGACUGUAUCAUAUAAUAAUUAUAUUGCUGGGAAAGCAAUAAGUAAAUAAAAAUGAGUUGGUUAAUGAUGAC